Molecule: messenger RNA, 2334 nt
Organism: Orussus abietinus
Lineage: Eukaryota; Metazoa; Arthropoda; Insecta; Hymenoptera; Orussidae
Gene: HisRS
Product: histidine--tRNA ligase, cytoplasmic
Exons: 6
Coding region: 11-1987 (658 amino acids)
Biological process (GO): histidyl-tRNA aminoacylation; mitochondrial translation
Cellular component (GO): cytoplasm; mitochondrion
Molecular function (GO): histidine-tRNA ligase activity; ATP binding
Source: RefSeq, a predicted model, not a curated record
UUCCACUGCUAUGCGAGGUCUGGAUAUUUAUGGUCUAAGAUUGAGAGUAAUGCCGCAACUGUCACGGGAGACGCGCGGAACAGAUCGCGCAUUUGCACAGGGAAGCCGCGAAGUGAGUCGCGCGUGUACUCUAGAGCGCGCGGUGUCGUGCACGAUGGCUGACGAAACUCGAACGAGGUUGCUCGAACUGGUCAAGGAGCAAGGCGAAGUCGUGCGCAAAUUAAAAGCCACCAAAGCCGAAAGUGGAAAGGGAUCUAACAAGUCGGUGGACUUAAGGUCCGAAUUAGAAGCCCUAAACGAAGCUCUCGGCGAUGUCAGUUUCGUAUGCGGGUGGAUCGUUUCGUCACAGGAUGUUCGACUAUUCGAUUUAUGUUCCACCCACCUAAAUGGGGAACUCGUGCGUUGGCCAAAUUUGAAAAGAUGGUUCGAUAAUAUUGGAAGCUACUCCCAGGAGGAGCGGCUCGCGUUUCCUACUCCGAAAAAUCCUACGUCUCCUCUGGCGAGAAAAGUUGAACGUAUAACUAACUUCGGUUCUUCCGAAACAAAUUGUUUAGAUAAAAAGAUAGCGGAAGAGGUGGCUAAAUUGUUGGACCUGAAGGCGCAACUAGGAGACGAAAAUGCUGGACCUCAGAAGUUGAUAUUAAAAACACCAAAGGGUACUCGAGACUAUAAUCCUGAGCAAAUGGCUCUACGUUUAGGAGUCCUAGACAAAAUAGUUACCGUAUUUAAGCGUCAUGGUGCCGAAACGAUAGAUACCCCCAUAUUUGAAUUGAAGGAAGUACUAACGGGGAAAUACGGUGAAGAUUCAAAAUUAAUCUAUGACCUGAAAGAUCAGGGUGGUGAAAUUCUAGCUCUCAGAUAUGACUUGACAGUUCCUUUUGCAAGGUAUUUGGCCAUGAAUAAGAUUACCAACAUAAAACGGUAUCACAUAGCAAAGGUUUACCGAAGGGACAAUCCUGCAAUGACCAAAGGCAGAUACCGAGAAUUUUAUCAGUGUGAUUUCGACAUAGCUGGUCAAUACGAUUUAAUGAUACCGGAUGCAGAAUGCUUACGCAUAGUUUCAGAGGCUCUAAACUCCUUGGACCUGGGUCCAUAUUUAAUUAAGAUGAAUCAUCGGUGUCUACUGGAUGGCAUUUUUGCAGCCUGUGGAGUACCCCAUGAUAAGUUUCGCACGAUAUGUUCUUCGGUAGACAAAUUGGACAAGAGCCCUUGGGAAGAAGUACGAAAGGAAAUGGUGGAGGAGAAACAGCUCGAUGCGACAGUUGCUGACCGAAUUGGGACUUACGUGUCGAAACAAGGCUCCGUGGAACUAGUAAGCGAACUUAGAAAAGAUGACAUUUUAAUGAAGCAGAAGAGUGCAAUACAAGGCCUCGAAGCUAUGGAACUGUUGUUCAAAUACUGUGACCUUUAUAAAGUGACCAAUAAAGUGAUUUUCGAUUUGAGUCUCGCAAGAGGACUCGAUUACUAUACGGGCGUUAUUUAUGAAGCAGUAUUAACAGGCGAUGACGUAGGAGUCGGUAGCGUGGCAGGCGGAGGUCGUUACGAUAACCUAGUCGGCAUGUUUGAUCCUAAAAAGAAAACCGUACCUUGCGUCGGAGUGUCUAUAGGAGUGGAACGCAUCUUUAGCGUUUUAGAAUCGAAGCUGGAGAACAAGGGAUUAAAAACUCGUACCGCGGAAGUACAGGUAUUCAUCGCCAGUGCCCAGAAGAACUUGCACGAAGAACGAAUGCGCAUCUUGGUCGACCUCUGGGAGGGUGGGCUUAAGGCGGAGCAAUCCUUUAAAAAAAAUCCAAAAAUAUUAGGACAGUUGCAGCACUGCGAAGACAACGGUAUCCCACUCGCCGUGAUCAUCGGAGAAAGCGAAUUAGCGAGAGGAGAAGUCACUCUGAGAGAAGUUAAGAGUCGAGUGGAAAAAGCGGUCCCGCGUGCCAGAUUAAUCGAAGAGAUACAAAAUUGGCUCCAGAAUAAUUCACCGUCGAACUCUUAAAGCAUAACAACCCCUCAAAAGAUCUGCAUUUUCAGCGAUUAAACGACGUACACCGGUACACCACGAAAACGUACAAUGGUUACCUUCCACCCCGUGACUGAUUACCUACAGGGAUUGUCUCGCUAUCCCCACCACAGUCGUCGAAGUUCAGCGCUCACUUCGUGCUUCAUGAGAAGUACUUGUCCGCUAAAGGCUAGAUGCUGCUUCGGUGCAGCGUCGAACGUUUGACGACAUCUCAACGACCAGGUCGAGCCUCGCAACCCUAAACAAAUCACCGUUAGUAGCUAGAGAAAGCCAAGUACUCUUAAUUUAUUGCACCAUGUUAUCAAAUAAAACGUUGCAUUAAA